AUGAAGAUCCUGAAUAAUCAUGAGAUGCAGAUUGCUGAGGAUGUCCUGCUAAAACACUUCCCCAGGAGUUUAAAGGUCUACGGUGUCCUAACUCUGAACAGGAACAAACCAACUACAGUGGAGGUCCUUGUGGAUACGUGGCCUGAUUUUAACGUCAUCAUUUGCAGACCAGACCCCAAGAACAUUCUCAGCUCGAAAUUUGGGAGAACAGUUUCGUACUACAGCACGGAUGAGCAGAUUCUAAGGAGAAUGAUGUCAGAGGAGAAUGCAGUCGACUGGAGCAGUAACUUGGACAUUCAUGCUUUUGACAUGUUAAAUGCUCCCAUGCUCCAGCAGCUGUCUUCUGACAGAGGAAUCAGCUGCAGAUCCAUUGUCGUUGGACGUCUUCUGUAUUUACCCGACUCUACCAGUUUGAUUUCACCAACAGUGGACAGUGAACUAGAGUCGAGGCUUUCAUCACUUGACGUCUCCCACGCUGACUUAGUGAGUCAGAGCUGGAUGUUUGGAGCGGACGAGCAGACUGUCGACUACAUUAAACUCCUCCUCAGUAACUUCCUUUCGUGCUGCAUCACUGAUGACCAGGGUCAGCCCGUGUCCUGGCUUCUGGUCUAUGAUUUCGGGGCCCUGGGUUUCUUGUACACUCGGCCGGAGCACAGAAGGAAAGGCUACGCCAAAGUGCUGAUCAGUACGGUGGCCCAGAGACGCCUGGCUCAGGGCUGUCCAGUGUACGCCUACGUGGACGAAAACAACAGCGCCUCCUACAGGCUCUUUAAGAACCUGGGCUUCAGUGAUGACCCCUCAUACAGAGCAGGAUGGUUUGAGUUCAACUGCUGA
Molecule: messenger RNA, 834 nt
Organism: Sphaeramia orbicularis (orbiculate cardinalfish)
Lineage: Eukaryota; Metazoa; Chordata; Actinopteri; Kurtiformes; Apogonidae
Product: glycine N-acyltransferase-like protein 3
Exons: 5
Coding region: 1-834 (277 amino acids)
Cellular component (GO): mitochondrion
Molecular function (GO): glycine N-acyltransferase activity
Source: RefSeq, a predicted model, not a curated record